AUGGAGAGACAUCGACCGAUUUUGAUAGCAGCUACAUUUUUGUCCGUGUUGGCAACAUUUUUCAUACCACUAUCUGCAAACACAAUACAAUUAACUGAAGGGAACAUACAGAGCAUUUUUGCAAGGCAUGAGCUUGUAUUUGUUAACUUUUAUGCUGACUGGUGUAGGUUCAGUCAGAUUUUAGCACCUGUUUUUGAUGAGUCUUCCAGAAAAAUACAGGAAGAAUUUCCACACCCAGGGAAAAUUGCAUUUGGAAAAGUUGACUGUGAUGCAGAGACAAGUGUAUCUUCAUCAUAUCACAUUAGUAAAUAUCCUACAUUAAAGCUGUUUCGAAAUGGCCAAGUGGUUAAGAAGGAAUACCGUGGCCAGAGGUCUGUGGAUGCCUUAUCUGAAUAUAUUAGAGACCAGCUGCGGGAUCCUAUCCAAGAAGUGAAGAGUCUGGAUGAUUUAGAUGAACUUGAUAGUAAAAAACGCAAUAUAAUAGGCUAUUUUGCCACCAAGGAUUCUGACAGCUAUAAAACAUACAUGCGAGUAGCCAGUCAGCUGCGAGAUGAUUGUCCAUUUUAUGCUGUUUUUGGAGCUGUGGCUGAGCCAGAGAGGACAAGUGGGGACACCAUUGCGUUUCGACCACCAAAUACGAGACGUCAGGAAAAAGUUUUUACUGGUGCUAUUACAAAUUAUGAUCAUCUUCAUCAAUGGAUCUUCGACAAAUGUGUGCCUCUAGUCCGAGAAAUAACUUUUGAAAAUGCAGAAGAACUUACUGAAGAGGGGCUUCCUUUCUUAAUUCUUUUCCAUAAUCCUGAUGAUCAUGAAAUUGUAGAAAAAUUCACUGCAGAAGUAUCAAAACAAUUAUUAGGAGAAAAAAAUAAUGUAAAUUUCCUCACAGCUGAUGGCUUGAAAUUCACUCAUCCUUUGCAUCAUUUAGGAAAGACGACUAAUGACUUACCUGUUUUGGCCAUAGACAGUUUCAGACACAUGUAUCUCUUCCCACAUUCAGUUCGGGAAAACUUAGAGAAACCUGGUCUAUUGAAACAGUUUAUUGAUGAUUUGCACUCUGGUAAACUCCAUCGGGAAUUCCAUCAUGGACCAGAUCCUACAGAAGCACCCAAGGCAACAGAUGCCAGCUCAGACCAAGCUAACAUUCCACAGAGUAAUGACAAACAGCCAACUAGUCCACCAGAAUCUACAUUUAAAAAAUUAAAACCAUCCAGGAGCCGUUACACAAUAGUGAGAGAUGAACUAUGA
This is a messenger RNA of Acanthosepion pharaonis, 1245 nucleotides long. Lineage: Eukaryota; Metazoa; Mollusca; Cephalopoda; Sepiida; Sepiidae. The record is from the annotation of a GenBank genome assembly.